Onthophagus taurus is the source of this 1900-nucleotide messenger RNA. Its product is annotated as scavenger receptor class B member 1. Gene Ontology annotation, cellular component: membrane; cytoplasm. NCBI's taxonomy places the organism in Eukaryota, Metazoa, Arthropoda, Insecta, Coleoptera, Scarabaeidae. Gene Ontology annotation, molecular function: scavenger receptor activity. The record is from RefSeq and is a predicted model, not a curated record.
AAUACAAAUCAGAUAAAGGAGACUUCAAAUAUCUCUCUCAAGAAUCAAAAGUAUUUUUAGUUUUUUAUAAAGUGUUAAUACGUUUUUUGUCGUGGUUUCAAGAUGAAACUUUCUUUUUAUUUACACAAAAAUGGUGCAAGAUACGCGAUGCUCACAUCGAUUGGAGGAUGCAUAUCGAUUUUAGGAUACCUAAUUUACAUAUUAAACCCUCUACAAUUAAUAUUAGACAAACUUCUUACAUUCCAACCGGGAUCCUUAAUUUUCAAAUUAUGGACUCAACCUCCUUACGAAGUUUUAGCUAAAAUUUACAUCUUUAAUGUUACUAAUAGCGAACAGUUUUUGGCAGGGAAAGAAAAAUUGAACUUAACACAAACCGGACCUUAUGUGUAUCAGGAAAUUGUCCAUAAUAGUGAGGCUAUUUUUAACGAAAAUGGGACCUUAACAUAUAAACCAAUUAGAGAAUUAAAAUUUAGACCAGAACUUUCGGUAGAAGAUCCGGAUAAAGCCCGGAUAAUCGGUCCAAAUAUUCCUUUAUUGGGUAUAUCAUCGUACAUGAAAAACGAAUACGGCUUAUUCAUGAAUCUUGGAUUUUCUUCCGUUGUAAACAUGGUAAAAAGCCCUUCAUUAACAAAUUUAAGCGUUACCGAGUAUCUUUUUGGGUACGAAGAUCCUUUAGUUGAGUUAGCCAGUACUUAUGUGCCAUCAUGGAUUGAUUUCACCAAAUUCGGAAUUUUAGAUAGAUUAAUGUCCAUCGAUAACGGAAAUACAAUCACCAUGCAUUUAUCAACUAAUACAACAUCAAAAGACGAUAUACUCUACCAAUAUUCCGUCGAUAUAUUCAAUGGUUCCCCCGGUUUAAAACAAUGGGGAUACCGAGAAGAUACCCCCGAAGAAAAUUCACCAUGCAACACGAUAGAAGGAGCAUUCGAAUCCGGAGUAUUUCCGAGACACCUAAAAGAAAACACAACGGUACGAUUAUACCGAAAAGCUUUUUGUAGAUCAACAAGUAUGAUCUAUGAAAACACUGAUUACACAAGUUCAGGAAUGAAAUACUACAAUUAUAGAAUCGAUCAAAACUUUUUAUCGACGUCCGAAGAAAACCCCGAGAAUAAAUGUUUUUGUAAAAACUCCAAAAAGUGUUUACCAAAAGGAUUCGGCAGUUUGGAUCCUUGCUAUUAUGGGAUUCCCAUCGCUAUGUCGCAACCGCAUUAUUUAAACGCCGAUCCGGAAAUUCGAAAACAAGUCAUCGGCAUGAAUCCCGACCAAGAAAAACACGACACCGUGAUGAAAUUGAGCCCGGAACUCGGCAUCCCGAUUUACGCCCGAUUAAGAAUGCAGAUUAAUUUGAAUGUAUCCCCCGAUCAAAUUGUAACUAGUUCUAAACCGUUCCAAGGGAUGAUCUUACCGUUAUUUUGGGUUGAAUUAGGAAUAUACGACAUGCCCUCUUAUUUAGGAAUUUUAAUAAACAUAGCCGCGCAAAUACCCACAAUAGAAAUGGUUACUUCUUAUAUUUUAGGAAUGAUUGGUGCUCUGAUGAUAGCGACUGUUGGUGUGUGCGUGAUUCGUGACUUUAAUCAAAACAGAUCUGACGUUGAAUCUGAAAAUCAAGGUUUAGAAAGUAGUCCAUUUUUAAGUAUACCAGUUCAACCCAUAAUUAGAUCCGAAUUUAAACUGUUAAGGUAGGAUAUUGCUAAUAAGUAUUUAAAGACUGAGUUCCUUUGAAAUAGAACGUAAAGAUAACGUUCUAGUGUAUAUUUUUUUUGUACAUAAAAGCAGAAUCUUUUUAAUAAAUAUAGAAAUUAAGAUGCCUUUUACAAUUUAAAUAGGGAAUGAAUUAGUUUAUGGAUUAGUUUGUAUUAUUUAUUUUUGAUAAUAUGGUUUAAAUAAAAUUUAUUAUAAA